Molecule: messenger RNA, 978 nt
Organism: Cyclocybe aegerita
Lineage: Eukaryota; Fungi; Basidiomycota; Agaricomycetes; Agaricales; Hemipholiotaceae
Source: the annotation of a GenBank genome assembly
AUGUCGAUGAGCACUACCGCACCAGAGAAAUACCACAAGCUCCCCGACGGACGAACGUUGGCGUAUUCCGAAUCUGGCGAUGCCUCUAGCACAACUCUCAUCAUUUUCUUCCAUGGCGCAUUCGGAGUGGGCAAUGCGUCUAAUCCUCCCCGCGUUCUCGUAGAAGGCGAUUUCCAUUUCGUUGCUCCGACUCUUCCUGGAUGGGGCAAGUCAUCUCCAAGAAACAAGCAAAUCCCGUACCACCUCUCCUUCCCAGCCGACAUCGCUUCCUUGAUCGAGCAAGCUCACCCGCUGAAAGAAGAUACCAAGAUAUAUCUCUCCGGAGGUUCCUAUGGAACCGUCCCCGCGCAGGUCCUGUAUGGAGCACCAUUCGACGUCUUCCCUCCUGGAUGUCAUGUCGCGGGAUGCCUCAUUCUCGCACCGUUCUCUCCGUUCAAGCUACACAAGGAGUACAAGAACGACAUGACCUUGCAGAAUUACCUAGCGGUCGGUCCACCCUCGCAAUAUAUCCCCUUCAAUCUUAUUGCCCGUCUGGGAUCCCUUGCCUUGGGCCACAAAUUCAAGACACGGGAGCAAACGGAAGCCUUCAUUCGGGAGACAUUUUUCAACAAGAUGGGGGACGAAGAACGCGCCGCUUUCACCAAAUGGAGUCAAGAUAACGACAGGACAGAAGCUCAGGUCGAGCGUGACUUGGGGGACAACAUGUAUCGGAGCGUGGAGGAAACGUGGGAUGGUUUCUUGGAAAUUUCUAAUAUUAUUCAUGGGGAUUGGGGUUUCAAUCCAGGUUCCCUCGACGAAGAUCACGCCAAACGUCCCAUCGUCAUCGUUGCAUCUGAAGGAGAUACUAUGGCUCCUGAUGGUAUGGCCAAGUGGCUCGCAGCGACUUACAAGAAAGCGCACUUCCGAUCAGUUAGUGGUGGGCACCUUGCAAGCCUCUUUCAUUUGAACGACCUGUGGAAGGACCUGCUGGCAAUGUGA